Molecule: messenger RNA, 1371 nt
Organism: Raphanus sativus (radish)
Lineage: Eukaryota; Viridiplantae; Streptophyta; Magnoliopsida; Brassicales; Brassicaceae
Product: F-box/kelch-repeat protein At4g39753-like
Exons: 1
Coding region: 69-1220 (383 amino acids)
Molecular function (GO): protein binding
Source: RefSeq, a predicted model, not a curated record
UAUCAAAAACGGAAGUAUUUAUAAACUUGAUAGUGUUUUCGGAAAGACCUAAUCGUGGGUUUACACUAAUGUUAUACUCUUGGGUUCAAGCCGUCGCCUCUGCGGCUACAAGUCUCAUUGUCGAACCACCGUGGAAAAACAGGAAACCGAACCCACCUCCACAGUCGUUUUUGUCGCUUCCAGAUGUAAUCAUACUAAACUGCUUAGCCCGCGUAUCGAUGUCCUACUACCCUAAACUCUCCUUAGUCUCCAAAACUUUUCACUCCCUCAUCUUAUCCAUUGAGCUCAACCACGCACGGUUUCACCACCAAACACAAGAAGAAAUCUUUUCUAUAUGUUUACAAUUUCAUGACCGUCCUAUUCCAACAUGGUACACCCUCUGGAUAAAACCUGGCGAGCAGGAGAACAAGAGAUCUGUCUUUGUACAAGUGCCUUCUUCCUAUGAUUCUUACGGACCGUUGUAUAUUUGUACGGUUGGUUCAGAUAAAUACGCACUCAGACAAAGCUAUCCUCCGUCCCCGUCCAUGCUAGUCCGCAACAAGGAGCGUGUUGAAUGGCGUGACUCCCCCAACAUGACUGUACCUCGAGCGUAUCCUGCUGCGUGCGAACUAGAUGGGAAGAUAUAUGUAAUGGGAGGUUGCAAUGAUGGAAAUAAAUCCGUAAAAGAAUCAUGUUGGGGUGAGGUUUUCGAUACAAAUACUCAAACAUGGGAACCUUUACCUAACCCUACAGCUGAGCUCCGGUUCUCUUCAGUGAUAAAAAAUAUAGAGAUUAGCGAAGGAAAGUUAUACGUUAGGAGCAACGAGGGUAAAGAUUCUGUUUAUGAUCCCAUAAAACGUAAGUGGAACGUUGCGGAAAAAAAAGUCGAGGGUGAAAGUAGGUGUAAGGUAGGUGAUAUACAUUACUCUUGUCGUAGGAAGAGUUGCAUGUGGUAUGACACAGAGAGUGACGAGUGGAGACCGGUCAGGGGGUUGUCUUCAUUGAAUAAGAGCUGUCGACGUGGUUUGAUUGAAACAGGUGAGUACUGUGGGAAACUCUUAAUCAUUUGGGACAAGUUUGCGCUGCCUCGUCGUAAUUUACAAAAGAGUAUUUGUUGUGCUUUGGUUUCGUUUGAAAACCGCCAAGAUGGUGAAGUUUGGGGAAAGGUUGAGUGGUCUAAUGUUGUGCUUACGGUUCCAAGUUCAUACAGUUACUUGCGUUCUUUAGCGAAUUGCUUUUAGAUUUAUUUCUUAAAAAAAUUGUAUAGAAUAUUUAGGCAGCGCCGACGAGUCAUAUAGAUCUAUUACCUUAUUCUUUGUUUGCUUUGCUUAACCUCUAUUAAUUCGUUUGGUCGUGCCACUUGUUUUUUUUUGUUUUUGUUUUUACUUGGUG